Molecule: messenger RNA, 572 nt
Organism: Rhizophagus irregularis DAOM 181602=DAOM 197198
Lineage: Eukaryota; Fungi; Glomeromycota; Glomeromycetes; Glomerales; Glomeraceae
Source: RefSeq, a predicted model, not a curated record
AAAAAAAACUUAUUUCUCUACACAUUUAAAAUUUAUACAAAAAAAAAUAAUUAUAUAAAAUUAUAUAACGAUGUCGGAUAAAUUUCACGAACAAACACAACGCGCAAUGGAUUCGGGAAAAGACUUGUCAUCAGCAGCUUACGAUAAAGCAUACCAGGCAUCCGAAACAUCUCGAGGUUUAUUUAAUCAAACGAGCCACUAUGUUCAAGCAACUGCCUCUCAAUUGAGUGGUACAACGAAGUACUGUUGGCAUGAAUUCCCUCCCAUUCGUUGGGCAACUUAUACUUUAGGUGCAUUUAACGCUAUACCCAUUGCAAUUUUAAUUUUUUGGGUAAUUGUCAUUUUGGGUUUUGUAUCUCUUCCCGUUGUUAGUGUUGUUGUCUUUAUUGCCUUUAUUUUGGCUGGUUGUGCUCUUUUUGUUUGGGGAGGAUUUCAUGCUGGUAUUAUCAUUUUUACAAAGUUGGGCUUAAUGUAAAUAAUUUAUGAUCAACUUCACGUUAGAAAUUGUGAUAUUAAAAUAAAAAUCCUUCUUUAUUUUUUCUUUCCUUUCCUUACACUCCCUUUCGUUUUGU